Messenger RNA from Penicillium malachiteum, 435 nucleotides. RefSeq lists its product as uncharacterized. Bases 1 to 435 code for a protein of 144 amino acids. The record is from RefSeq and is a predicted model, not a curated record. The transcript has a single exon. NCBI's taxonomy places the organism in Eukaryota, Fungi, Ascomycota, Eurotiomycetes, Eurotiales, Aspergillaceae.
AUGUCCGCAGUCACCGGAUACGACUAUCCCGGCUAUGAGCAGCUAGGGAAUAUCUUCAAUAUCUCAGCCGCUGUGUCAAUACCCGCCGAUGCCCGUAUUGUCGCCACCUCCGGCCAAAUCGCCGAUAACCACGACCCUCUUUGGGGAACACACGCCGAACAGUUCGAAAAGUCCAUGAUAAACAUCGAGAGGUCUUUGGCUGCUGCAUCACCUCACAUCACCGACCCAAGACAACUGUGGGAGGGCGUCUUCUAUGUCACAUCAUACCAUGUUGGCGUUUUGACAAGGGAGGAACAACUGCAGAUUGCUGAAAUUGCCAGAAGGUACUUUGGCAAGAAUAAGCCUGGAUGGGCAGCUAUUUGUGUCAAUGCUCUCUUUCCCCCAGAGGCUUUGGUGGAAAUUCAGGUCCAGGCGGCUUAUCGUGAUGGAAAAUAA